Messenger RNA from Drosophila elegans, 784 nucleotides. RefSeq lists its product as uncharacterized. The coding region runs from base 98 to 712 and encodes 204 amino acids. The transcript has a single exon. The record is from RefSeq and is a predicted model, not a curated record. Lineage: Eukaryota; Metazoa; Arthropoda; Insecta; Diptera; Drosophilidae.
AAAACACGUUGUAAACUGAAAUGUAGGUCCAAGCCAUAAUAAUAUUUGACAAGUAUACUUUUUUCUACAAAUCACUGGAUAAACUGUAAGCUGGAAAAUGGAAAAACUGGCAGUGGGACUGGCGGGCUUUCUUCAACUAAUGGGCUGCUUCUUGUUCUUGGCCCAGCCGGAGGAUCGAUGCUCGCCGGCUCCUGAUCUGGCCAGCUACCUCUUCCUGGGGGCCACGUUGUGCUUCCUGUGGGAUGUCUCCAUCUACCCUCUCCGGUUCACGCACAUGGCCCACUUUUGGCAGCUCCUGGUGGAGAGUGUGGCCGCCAUUUUCCUGGCGGAAGUGGGCACCGUCAUCAUUUGGUGCAGCCUUGAAAGAUUACUAUUCAACCUUACGGAUUUGCUCCUGACCUCCAUUUACGCCAGCUGCGGUCCCUCGCCUCAUCAAUAUUGGCUUUCGGGACUAAUCACCAGCUUGGCCAGCGGCUCGGUGUUGUGGUACGUCCUUGAGGCCACCGACGGCAGAUACUACUUGAAGACGUCUAUCCGAAAUCUGAGUAAAUCCAUACGGGGCUGCUGGCGAAUGUUGCGCUGCUAUUUCAGCAUGAAUCUAAGAGACCAACGUCGAGCAUUGAAGGUAUGCCAAUUGGCUAGGAAAACGGCUUGUCGAAAGCAGCCAACUCGCAGAUGUCGAGCGAAAGAAAAUGAAGACUGCCUGACCUAGUAAACAUUGCUAGUCCAGUUUUUUCCUUUGUCAAUUUUGUCUGUCCAGUAAAUAUUCCUCAUGUCCUCUUUA